UUAAAAGUUAUCAUAUUGAUUCUCUUAAGUAAAAGGGUCAGGGCCGGUUCAAUCAGAAUAACUUAUAAAGGACGUAGAUAUCUUUAGCAUUUGUGAAUCUUGGAAAGUUGUAUAGUUCUAGGGGUCAGGGCCGGUUCAAUCAGAAUAACUUAUAAAGGACGUAGAUAUCUUUAGCAUUUGUGAAUCUUGGAAAGUUGUAUAGUUCUAGAUGUUAUGUUAGUGCCUGCAGAAAGUGAUAAGCUUCAAAAUGCAACUACUGCUUUUAGGUCUCGCUUUCUAGUGGGCAGAUAACUUACUCAACAAUGAGCAUUUCUUAAGCUUUCAACAUUCUAGGCUAAUAUGCAUAGAUGCCAAAUUCAUAUUCGAUUCUCCCAAAGUGGUGAGAAAGCUGAGGGAAGAGAAUAUUAGGAUUAAGGUUAUAUUAAUGAGGAAUCACCAAUAGUUACUGGUGUAUGAAAGUUUUCUAAUAAUUUGACUCGAAUAAUGUUGUGUACACUAUUUUUCCACCUCCACUUUAUUAGAGACCUCCAUUUUAUGAGAUAAGGUAGAAAUGAGAGAGAAAUAAGUAAUAUGAUUUAUGAUAUGACAAUAAAAAUGUGUUACGAAAAAAAUAGAAGAAAAAAUGAGGUGUAUAUGUACCAGUACCAUUACUCAUUGUGCAGGGUGUUUCUUUGUUUGGAUUACUUAAAAAUGAAAUCUGUUUGAUUCAUUUUGCUGCUGUAAGUUUUACAUUUUUAACUUUGUUCUGUUGUAAUAAUUACUCGAGCAGUAAUAAUUACAUAGUGUUCCAAAAUGACAAAUGUGUUGCAUUGAAUGAAUUUGAAUGAAGUCCCACAUAGAAAGUGGAGCAACGGCGCUUGAGGCACUUUAGCACGACGCAUCGACGGCGACGGCAACGCGGUUGCCGUAACGUCCGUUUGUUUUUUGCUCGUUUUGAAUUUGAACUUUGCGACUGUUGGGAACAGACAUAUCUGUUGGUAACAGACACAAUAUAUGAAAGGUCGCAACCUUAUAUAUUGUUCUAUUUUUUACUUAUAAAUACAGUGCAUGUUCAGAAUUCCAUACACAAUUAUAUCCUCUGAUUUUCCAGAAAACCACUUCCCUUCAUUUCGAGUUUUCAUUAGUCUUGUGCAAACUCGAAGCAAGGCUGAUUAUCCUGGGUAUUCUUGCAUCCAAACUCUAAGACGAAAUCAAAGAGUGCUUGAAAUACUUUAAGGAAAGUGAUUUCAUCACGAUCAAGCCUAUUCAUUUUUAACAAUCUUAAAGUAUUUACAAAUGGCUACUGAUGCUUCUGUCUCCAGUAUCAAAGUCAUGAACCAAGAUCUGGUAAAACUUGAUCGCUUCGUUGGAACAAAUUUCACUCGCUGGCAAGACAAGAUGAUGAUUCUAAUGAACUUAAGACCGAAAGAAAGAAGCGCAGAGAGGAAGAGUUGUUGUGCCGUGGACAUAUUCUGAACACUCUCUCCGACCGCCUCUAUGAUUUAUACAUAGACACUCAGUCCGCAGUGGAAAUAUAGAAAGCAUUGGAAUUCAAAUUCAAGGCUGAGGAAGAAGGGUUGAUAGCAAAGGUUGGUCUCGGUGUGGAUACACGCGUAGAAUCUUCAUAAAUUUGAAGAAAACUUUCAAGGUUCAGUAACUACAACCGGGUACGCAAUUUAUUUGCAAUUUUCAAUGACAUAUAUAAUCUUGAACACAAAUAGAUCUAAGUUUAUUUCGCUGUGCGUGUUGUGAACACCAUUAAAGUUCUUUCAAUUGGUAUCAGAGCAUGAGUUUUGUGUUUAAAUUAUAUAUUUCACUUGUCUGGUUGCGAUAUCUGAGUUAAACAGAUUAGAGUGUCCUAGCAUGAAAUGUUUGUGGAAAAGUUGUUUCAAAUCAUUUCUCUGUUUUUGGAUGCACACUCGCUAUUUGUUGUGUGACUGGUUAGACAUGCAGUGUGGUACAUAUAUAUACCUCUAUUUGUUCCGUUUUCCAAAUUGAAUUUGGUUUACAUGCGUACUGUUUUCAUUCUUGUCCUCUAUGUGAAUUGGUGACAUGUAUUCGUCUUAGUCAAAUUCUAUGAAACCAAUUAGUGUAUGAAAAUCUAUUUGUCUUCCUUUCAUUCAAUUGUAUUUAUAAGCAUAGAGAAGCAGGUUAUUAGAUUGAUAUUCUACCUUAUUUAAUUCAAUGUAAUUGUUACAUGUGAAUGUGAAUAAUUGAUGUUCAAAUUCAUGUUAGAUAUGUAAUGUCUGAUCCUAUGCGUUCCUUUUAGGGAUGAUUAGUUUAAAUUAAAUAUAAUGAUUGUCAGUAAAUUUUCCAACGGUUACUUUAGCCCAACGGUUGGGGAAGUUAUGUAUUUCCUGUAUGUUGUGUGUCCGAAUCCUAAGAGGCUUACAUUUUGGGAACAAGAUUGCUUACGGACCAUUGUGACAGUUGGAAACUAUUGUGAUGUUUGGGAAACGUUAUGUAUUUAUUUACUUGACAGUCUUAUUGUGAAGUUUUCAUUUUUCCUGUUCUGUUUCCUUAUGGCAUUCUAGAUUAGCACAUAUUGGUAUUAGUACUAUGAAUAGACUAAUUAGGCUUAAUACAUCAGAAGGCCCCUGUAAUUGUAAAGGGAAUCAAAUCCAGGGCCUAGAAAAUUUUUGCAUCAAAUUGGGUCCCUAGAAAAAAUUUUUUAAUUCAAUUAAGGCCAAAGUGUGCCAGCUCUCAAUUUUAUCCCAGUCAGCAUUUCCACGUGGCUUUUAUUAUUAUUUUUUAAUUUAAAAAAUAAUUAAAAAUUAUUUUUAAUUCCAUCUCAGUUAAGUAAUCAGAAAAAAAAAUUAAAAAACUUAAUAAAUAACCUAAUCUAAUAAUCUAACUAAUAAACUAAUCUAACCUAUUCUAAUCCCAAAUCUAAUAAUCUAACCUAAUCUAAUCUAAUAAUCUAACCUAAAACAAAGCAUCAAAUUGAACCCAAUCCCAAAUUCCCAAUUGAACCCUAACUGAGGAGAACGAAGAACACGAUUGAGAGACAGCUCCACGAACGAGAGAGUUGCAGGAGGGAGGAAGGAGCUGAGCGAAGGGUGAAGAACGACAAGAAGAGAAGCGAACGAAGCUUGUUGGGUCGACUGAGAUGAAUUCUCAGAACCACGAAGCAUCGAAGAACCCAAGGCUCAGUGGUCGUUCAUCCACAUCUUGUCCUUCACCCUCACUUUCAUGCAAGACCUGUGGCUGUGGGAAAGAGGUAAUUCUCUACCGAUCCAAUUCCAAGAAUAACCCAGGAAAGCUAUUUUGGAGGUGCCCUGAUUGGAAGGAGAAAGGGACUUGUGGUUUUUUCGAAUGGGAUAAAGGUGUUGCUGCUGAAGAUGGUAUGCAGGGUUCUUCAAAUCUGAAUGAAGACAUAAAUGACAUUAUGGAAAAAAGGAUUGCUAGUUUGAGGGAAGAUGUUAAGGAAAUAGUGCACAGGGCAAUUAUUAAGUUAUGUGAAGACAUGAAUGAGAAGGACAACAAAAUUGAGAUGAUGAAGAUGAAGCUGGAAACAGAGGGAUUGAAGAUUAAUGUGCUCUUGUUCUUUUUAGGCAUUACUUUGGCUGUAGCAGUGUCAAAGUUUUUCUAGGAAUGGGGUGUGGUGGAUUUAGGGCUUAGGUUCUUAUGUGUUGUCCAAGUUGAACUUCUUUUGUCUGCAUUGUAUGGCUUUUGUAUUUUGCCAGGAUUGAAUUGAAUGCAAAAGGUCCUAUGUAAUGAAUGCAACAUCCAGCAUGAUUAAAUGCAAUGUGUUCUGGUUGUUUUGAACAUAAAGUAUGGUCUUCAAUUUUGUUAUGUUUUCCCCUGCAAUGUUCCAUAACUCAUGCACACAAUAAAGUAUACUUGCUGCCCUGUUUUGGCAGUAU
Lotus japonicus is the source of this 3845-nucleotide messenger RNA. RefSeq lists its product as uncharacterized. Gene Ontology annotation, molecular function: zinc ion binding. The transcript has 2 exons. The coding region runs from base 3089 to 3571 and encodes 160 amino acids. The record is from RefSeq and is a predicted model, not a curated record. NCBI's taxonomy places the organism in Eukaryota, Viridiplantae, Streptophyta, Magnoliopsida, Fabales, Fabaceae.